AUGGCGAUCUCCAAAGAUCUCUAUCCUUCUCAAGAGGAUCUCGUUUACGAGGAGGAGCUUAUCCGGAACCCAUUCAGCUUGAAGCUCUGGUGGAGGUAUCUAAUCGCCAAAGCCGACUCUCCAUUCAAGAAGCGAUUCGUCAUCUACGAGAGAGCCUUGAAAGCUCUUCCCGGAAGCUACAAGCUCUGGUAUGCGUAUCUCCGAGAGCGACUCGACAUCGUCCGGAACCUCCCUGUGACUCAUCCUCAAUACGACUCCCUCAACAACACUUUCGAAAGAGCUCUGGUGACGAUGCACAAGAUGCCGAGAAUUUGGGUUAUGUAUCUCCAGAGUCUCACUGCGCAGAAGCUGAUCACUCGGACUCGGAGAAGCUUCGACCGCGCGCUCUGCGCUCUGCCUGUGACGCAGCACGAUCGGAUCUGGGAGCCGUAUCUCGUCUUCGUGAGCCAGGAAGGGAUUCCGAUUGAGACCUCGCUGAGAGUUUAUCGAAGGUAUUUGAUGUAUGAUCCUAGUCACAUUGAGGAGUUUAUUGAGUUUCUGGUGAAGUCUGCUCGUUGGCAAGAAGCUGCAGAGCGAUUGGCGUCUGUGUUGAAUGAUGAUCAGUUUUACUCAAUUAAAGGGAAGACGAAGCAUACACUGUGGAUGGAGUUGUGUGAGCUGCUUGUGCACCAUGCUAAUGAUAUUUCUGGUCUUAAUGUUGAUGCUAUCAUUAGAGGAGGGAUUAGAAAGUUUAAGAAUGAAGUUGGAAUGCUCUGGACUUCUCUUGCUGAUUAUUAUAUCAGGAAGAACUUGCUGGAGAAAGCUAGGGAUAUCUAUGAGGAAGGGAUGAUGAAGGUGGUGACUGUGAGGGAUUUCAGUGUAAUAUUUGAUGUUUACUCUAGGUUUGAGGAGAGCACUGUUGCUAAGAGAAUGGAGAUGAUGAGUUCUGAUGAUGAGGAUGAGAUUGAAGAAGAGAAUGGCGUUGAUGAGGAAGAGGAUGUUCGGCUGAAUUUCUCUCUGUCUGUGAAAGAGAUGCAAAGGAAGAUUCUGAAUGGGUUUUGGUUAAACGAUGAUAAUGAUGUUGAUCUGAGACUAGCUCGCUUGGAAGAGCUGAUGAACAGAAGACCGGCUUUAGCCAACAGUGUGCUGCUUAGGCAGAAUCCGCACAACGUUGAACAGUGGCAUCGCAGAGUGAAGAUCUUCGAGGGAGACGCAGCGAAGCAGAUUCUGACUUACACCGAAGCAGUGAGGACGGUGGAUCCACUGAAAGCGGUGGGGAAGCCUCAUACGUUGUGGAUUGCGUUUGCUAAACUGUAUGAGAACCACAAAGACCUGAUCAACACGAGAGUGAUUCUGGACAAGGCUGUCCAAGUAAACUACAAAAACGUGGACCAUCUUGCGAGCGUGUGGUGUGAGUGGGCUGAGAUGGAGUUGAGGCACAAGAAUUUCAAAGGAGCAUUGGAGCUUAUGAGGCGUGCCACCGCCGUACCGACGGCAGAAGUCAGAAGGAAAGUGGCGGCUGAUGGGAAUGAGCCGGUGCAGAUGAAGCUGCACAGAUCGUUGAGGCUUUGGUCCUUUUACGUUGAUUUGGAGGAAAGCCUGGGGACAUUGGCAUCGACAAAAGCAGUGUAUGAGAAGAUACUGGAUUUGAGGAUAGCUACGCCUCAGAUCAUUCUGAACUAUGCUUAUCUUCUGGAGGAAAACAAGUACUUUGAAGAUGCUUUCAAGGUCUAUGAAAGAGGUGUCAAGAUAUUCAAGUAUCCUCACGUCAAAGACAUAUGGGUCACCUAUCUCACCAAGUUUGUCAAGAGGUAUGGGAGGACAAAGCUGGAGAGGGCAAGAGAGUUGUUUGAGCAUGCGGUUUCAAUGGCUCCAUCUGAUGCUGUGAGGACCUUAUACCUGCAGUAUGCGAAGCUAGAAGAGGAUUACGGUCUGGCCAAGCGAGCAAUGAAGGUUUAUGAGGAAGCCACAAAGAAGGUUCCUGAAGCUCAGAAGCUUGAGAUGUACUCGAUAUACAUUUCUAGAGCAGCAGAGAUCUUUGGCGUUCCCAGAACUAGGGAGAUUUACGAGCAAGCCAUAGAGUCUGGGCUUCCUGACAAGGAUGUGGAGAUGAUGUGCCUGAAAUUUGCAGAGCUGGAGAGAAGCUUGGGGGAAAUAGACCGUGCUCGAUCCGUCUACAAGUAUGCCUCUCAGUUUGCAGAUCCAAGGUCAGACCCAGAGUUUUGGAACAAGUGGCAUGAGUUUGAGGUGCAGCAUGGGAAUGAAGACACCUACAGAGAGAUGCUUCGGAUCAAGAGAAGUGUUUCAGCAAGCUACAGCCAGACUCAUUUCAUCUUGCCUGAGAAUAUGAUGCUAAAGGACAAGAUAGAUGUGGAGGAGGCGAAGGAUGAGCUGAAGAAAGCCGGUUUGCCGGAUGACGAAAUGGCAGCGCUGGAGAGGCAGCUAACGUCUACCACAGAUGCAGUGAGAAGAGUUGGGUUUGUGAGCGCAGGAGUCAUUUCGCAGUCUGGUGCGAACGAGGGGAAACCGGUGACUGGAAAUGGAGAGGAGAUAGAGCUCCCGGACGAGAGCGACGAUGAUGAUUCUGAUGGAGAAGACGAGGUAGAGAUUGCUCAGAAGGAAGUCCCUGCUGCUGUGUUUGGAGGACUGGCCAGAAAGAGAGAUGAAGUAACAGAAGCUGAUGAAGGUGGUGCAGCCAAGACGCUUGGUGCACUUGAGAGGAUCAAGAGACAGAAAUUAGCUCAGUGA
Molecule: messenger RNA, 2727 nt
Organism: Microthlaspi erraticum
Lineage: Eukaryota; Viridiplantae; Streptophyta; Magnoliopsida; Brassicales; Brassicaceae
Source: the annotation of a GenBank genome assembly